UGAGGAAACAGGCUCGACAGCUGGAAAAUGAACUUGACCUGAAGCUCGUUUCCUUCAGUAAACUAUGUACGAGUUACAGUCACAGCAGUGCCCGAGAUGGAAGACGCGACAGGAAAAACUACCUUGAAAACGUUCCUUAAGAAAUUCUGCAACAAACUGAGACUGACUUUGUGGAAUUACUUCAGCCUAACUGUCCCCUUCACUCUGACACCACACCCCUUUUAAAUGGAUCAAGCCAAGACAGAAUGUUUGAAACAAUGGCAAUUGAGAUUGAACAGCUUUUGGCAAGGCUUACAGGAGUAAAUGAUAAAAUGGCAGAAUAUACCAACAGUGCGGGUGUCCCCUCCUUGAAUGCGGCGCUGAUGCAUACAUUACAGCGACAUAGAGACAUAUUGCAGGAUUAUACACAUGAAUUCCAUAAAACCAAAGCAAACUUUAUGGCAAUAAGGGAAAGGGAGAAUCUCAUGGGAUCAGUACGAAAGGAUAUUGAGUCAUAUAAAAGUGGCUCUGGAGUAAACAACAGACGAACUGAACUAUUUUUGAAAGAACAUGAGCACCUUCGAAACUCAGAUCGUCUGAUAGAAGAGACAAUAAGCAUUGCUAUGGCAACAAAAGAAAAUAUGACUUCACAGAGAGGAAUGUUAAAGUCAAUUCAGAGCAAAAUGAACACUUUGGCCAAUCGUUUUCCUGCUGUGAACAGCCUGAUCCAGCGAAUCAACCUUAGGAAGCGACGAGACUCACUCAUUCUGGGUGGAGUUAUUGGUGUCUGCACCAUCCUAUUGCUGCUGUAUGCUUUCCAUUGAUGGGACAGCUCCGGGACUCUUGACAGCUACCAUUGCGGAUCCAGGCCCUUAUCUGGAAUAAGGAAUGUGGGAAGGAGACAUUGACUGUCCUGGUAAUUAGCCUGACCAGCAGGUUAAUUCAGGGCCAACAGUGAUGGACUCUGUGACAUGGUCAGGUUGAGCUGAAGCCACAGUUUUUCUGUGCUGUUUUUUCUAACACACUUCCUUCUGUUUUUAGUUUAAAAAAAAGAAAAAUAAGAAAAAGUUUUUGGUUGUUUUUGUCUCCCCAGGAGGUAAGUAAACCAAUCAGAAACAGAGUUUCUGUGCUUCAGUGAUAGUGUUGAAGGCUGAUGACAAGCCAGGUCUUAACAGCCGGACCCUUCAGAAAACCAGGCCUCUCUAUCCAAAGACUGCUUUCCUUUUAGCUGCCAGAUUGGGUUGUGAAUAAAAUAGUUCUUGUCCUUUUAUUUUACACUCAUGAUGAAAAAUCACAAAUCACUUUUUAAUAAUCUGCGCUAUAAAUUUCUACUGUGUCCCCAGGUCUUUUGGUAUUGAAGGAAAAAGUCCAUUUUUCACAGAUUUUUUUGAGAUGCUGACAGGCCAACUUCAACAGAGUUGAGGUCUGAAACAAGAAACACAGAAAAAAACCUUUUUAAAAAAUCCUCACCAAGGAUAUGUUUUUAUUGAUAUUUUUUUAGAGAAGAGGAGAGAGAAAUGGCUAUGUGAGAGAGGAACAUGGACCUUGCCUCCCUUCCACACCCCGCCUGGGAAUGGAACCUGCAACUCUGUUGAUGUUCAGCGAUUCUGCCACCGGCCAGGGCUUGCUUGCUUUUAACUCAUGUGCACACUGGGGUUAACUGUGUUGCUGGAAAAACAUCAAGAAUGACAGGCUUUUUUAAGGAGUUAAUUAGUGUUUUGAUUUUUGUUUAUUCCAUUGGGUUAAUAUUUGCUACUAUAAGAAAAUGAAAUUUUAGUUUUACCAGGACAAAAGAAACUAACAGCCAGUGUCUGUCAGUGCCUCCGACUAAUCCUCAUCAUGUCAGCAUUAACACUGAUAACUGAGUGAGAGGACUGCUCAGUUUUCAGUCAGAUUUAUUGAACAAGCCACAUGUAAAAAGCCAUGGGUCGAGGGGUCACCAUUCAGGUAAUUCCAUUUGUAAAUGCUCCACGAUUGAUGAGCAGAAGUUGUAAGAACUACCACCCAAUGUAACAGGAAUUCUGUUCUGUGAAAACCUAUUCAUUCCAAAUCUGCUAAGCUUUUCGAAACAUCCAGAGAGUGGUUUCACUAUUGAAGAUGCAUGUGACAGAGUCUCUCUGUCUGCACCUGUCUUCUGUUACCUCCCUGGACAGUGACAAAAUUUCAAACCACACACCAGAACCCUCUUAAGUUUAACCAUUUCUCAGUUUCUGUGAAUUUAUUACUUAGCUAACUGAACUACCACAAAUAGUUUGAAGACUUUCAACAUCUCACCAAGGAAGAAGCUGCUUUUCACCAUUGGAAUUUAUUAUGGUAUUUACAGUAUUGGCUUCAGACAAUGCCACCGGGUAUAAAAGGAUUCUAGCGUGUAGUUAACUACAUCAUGAUGUGUUUAUGGUGUGUGCUGUUCAGGUGAACUUGAUAAAAGAGGCUGAUGGGUGGACUGACCCACAGUCUAAUACAGAGACAGAGGUUUUUCAUUCUUGUGUCAAAAUUUUGUUAUAUUCUGGGUAUGAAAGGCAUUUGAUAUUUUUUUUUAACUAUGGGGUUUAUUUUUCUAAAUAGGGGUUGAUUAAUCAGUAGUUGAUUGGGGAUGCCCUUAAAAGAAAGUUUAAGUUUUCUCAAUGUGAACCUGCAAGGAUCAGGGAAGUGCAUUUAUUAAAUUCUCUCUUGGGAGAACAAAACUUUUCUCCCCUGACACUUUAUUAUCUUUGAUUUUUCAAAGGGCCUUGAUUGGUGGUUGUACCUCAGCUAGAAUUUAUGGGACUUUGGUUGCUAUAUAGUUGGCAUUUAUAAAAUCUGAAGUUUCAUAAAUAAAAUUAUUUAUUUAAUUAUACUACCAGUCUUUUUUACUGGUCUGAUUAUUUGGUGCAUUCAUCGAAGCUGAUCGUGGGGCAGUACAGCGAGAACCCGAGCUCAUCCAGCUCGUGGCAGCUAAGCAGGCAGACACUGCUGAUGACUGAUGAGCCUUUCCAUUAGGGUUCUAUUUAAGUGAAGUAAUAAAAUUGUGUUGAUUAUUUUCUUUACAAAGAUAAAGAAACUAGUUCUUCCAAGGAAGUUGAGAAGGUGGUGUGGAUGUUGGCUCAGGUAGGUCUGACUAAUCUCCCAGAGCUGUAGCCCAUAGUGAGGUGCCCCAGGGCCAACUGUAGACGGCUGGGACAGUGCUCACCCUCUCUUGGUUCUUUAUUUACAGAAAGGAAACCUGGAACAAGGAAAUAGGACUGUGCCAUUGACAAGUAGAGGCUCAACUGGGAUCCCAUGGUAGCUGUUUGAGGAACUCUCAGUUUCAUGUCAUUUAACUUUUUUUUUUUUUUAACCAUCUUGGUUUUUCUCUUCUCCUUUGCUGUUGUUACUGACCUGUUGGUAGACUCAGGAGCCAACAGUAAGCUACUCUUAGAGCAAGUCAGAACAGAAGAAAUUUUCUAUUUCUAGUCUCAAAUAUUGCCUCUUAGGGGACAAUCCCUCAGCCAUUGUCUUAUAUAAUGAUCUUUCCUUUGGGAUCAUUUUAUAAUCACUCAAAACUUUCCAUUUCACUAAAAAGUAUGAAAAACCAUAUCAACAUAAAAGCAGGACAUUCUAAAAGGUAUACUUCUGAGAUUUUGUUUUAAUGUGUGCUGGUAACUUUAGUAAAAGUUCAUUAUUAAAGUUUAAGCCCAAGUAGCCAAGUGCUUGAGUCACCCUGUCCUGGCUAUCUCUGCGUUCUAUAUUAUCAUUACUGUUAGAUGCUGGAGAAUUCCCUGUAACCUGCAUUGCUCACCCUUUAUUUGUCUCAUGUUAGAAAAGGAUUUACCUUCUCCACUCUUGUUCUCUCCUUUGUACCAACAUUCACUUUACAUAGAAUGCCAUUUUCCACGCUGCCCAGUCCUCGGAUCAGGCAUGGGAGUAAAAUCCUGAGAAUGGAGAUGAGUGAUGAGAGGAGAGACAUCACAAGGGUACUUUUUAUACCUAGAACCAAAUAUGUUUACUUCAGCUCUUUCCUGUUGGAUGCCGAAUGCAUCUGAAUAGAGAAAUGUACCCAUUGAGCCUUUUGGCCUGUAAGGAAUUGAGGCAUCUUGGAAUUGCAUUUCCACCAUUACUUUUCUAUUUCACUGUUAAUGAUCUCAACUUGGUAAAAGGACUUUAAAGAACUGGAGUAGCCUUUUUUGUUUCUAAUUCCUUAUGUUUGAUCAUCAGCCAAAUACAAUUUCUCGGAAAUUGAGAUUGCUAACUUGCAAUAUUAAGCUGAUGAGGAUAAAUGGCCAUGUCUGAUGUUACAUUGAAUUUUGUGGCAAAUGUAACUAAAGAACAAAUGGAUCCUAUUUAGAAAGUUAGAAUGGUUGUAUUACAUUCUCCUUUCGGGUUAGGGGCUGUUUAGCCUGGUCUCCAAAAAGAUGCAGAGCUUUACAUCAUGGUCUUUAUAAACUAAUCUUGUUAUUUCUUUAUACAUCUGUUGCACAUCCUUAAGUCUUACAGGGGGAAGAGAAUGAGGAAGGAACAAGGGACUCUUCAGGUUGUUAAUUGGAUAAGAAGCUGAGCCAUGUCUUUCUCAUUUUCUUUGUACAUAAGGCCUCACUUUAGUAUCAAAGUAUUGGCAUUUAUUGCCAUCCUAUUAGCUCUCAGAGAGGGAGGGAAAUCAAUUCCAAUCACACUUGACCAUGAUGGAAGAUGUUUCCUCGUGAAAAAUGCCAAUACAGAUUUUUUAAAAAUCUAUUCCAAAUGCACUUUCUAAUUUUUUGCUUUUAAAUGGCUUCUUGGAACCAGUUUAAUUGUAUUUGUAUUUAAUUUUUGUUCUCAUCUAAAUGUGCA
Molossus molossus (Pallas's mastiff bat) is the source of this 4764-nucleotide messenger RNA. It is a transcript of the gene GOSR1, whose product is annotated as golgi SNAP receptor complex member 1. Gene Ontology annotation, biological process: vesicle fusion; endoplasmic reticulum to Golgi vesicle-mediated transport. Gene Ontology annotation, cellular component: SNARE complex; Golgi medial cisterna; Golgi membrane. Bases 246 to 803 code for a protein of 185 amino acids. NCBI's taxonomy places the organism in Eukaryota, Metazoa, Chordata, Mammalia, Chiroptera, Molossidae. Gene Ontology annotation, molecular function: SNAP receptor activity. The record is from RefSeq and is a predicted model, not a curated record. The transcript has 9 exons.